CCGGAUGAUCAAAGAUUACGAAACUAGGAGGACAAAACAAACUUCAGAGCAGACCAGAGAGCAGUAGUUUUUUGAAGAGGGCGAUUGUAUCUCUACGAUUGUUGAUAAAUAUUGAAAAAAGAUUUGAUUAAGGAAAAAAUAUGAGUGGUUCAGUAUUUGUGCGUUUGAUGUCAGCAUCUGUUGCAGUUGCCAAUCAAGCGGGUAAAAUUAUUCGAGAUAUAAUGAAAAAAGGUAAUUUGAGAAUUGUUGAAAAGGGCAUCAAUGAUUUACAAACUGAAGCUGAUAGGUCUGCACAAAGAUGCAUAAUAAAUUCUCUGUUAAAGCAGUUUCCAAAAGUAACCAUCAUUGGAGAAGAAACUCUUGAAAAAGUAGAAAAUGAAGAUGACUUAAUUGUGAGCUUACAGAACUGUGAAACUAUUACUACUGAGUGUCCUGCGGAUUUAACUGCGGUGAAAGAAGAAGAUGUUGUGAUAUGGGUUGAUCCUCUUGAUGGCACUGCAGAAUACACUCAAGGUCUUUUAGAUCAUGUAACUGUCCUGAUAGGCUUAGCUGUGAACGGAAAAGCUGUUGGAGGUGUUAUUCAUCAGCCCUAUUAUAAUUAUCAAUUUCCUAUCCCAUAUGAUGCAAAGAAUGAGGAAGAUCUUUCGAAACUGGGGCGUACAAUGUGGGGUAUUGUUGGGGCUGGCACAUAUGGAAUUGAUUGCAAGAAACCCCCUGAAAAUAAAAGAAUUGUCACUACCACAAGGUCACAUUCCAAUCCAGUGAUAAAUUCAACAAUUGCAGCUAUGAAACCUGAUGAAGUCUUGAAAGUAGGAGGGGCAGGACAUAAGGUCUUAUUGCUUAUUGAGGGAAAGGCCCAUGCCUAUGUGUUCCCCAGCAAAGGAUGCAAAAAAUGGGACACUUGUGCCCCUGAAGCCCUAUUGCAUGCUGUUGGUGGGAAGCUGACUGACAUUCAUGGUGACCCCAUCAAAUAUCAUGCAGAAGUUGAACAUGUCAAUGCAAGAGGGGUUUUAGCUACUUAUUUAGAAUCUGUUCAUGAUUGGUAUGUUGAAAAUAUGCCAAUAGAAGCCAAAACAGCUCUGCCCUAGCUUUUGAGAAUGUAAAACCCCUUUUUCUUUUUCUGCUUGUUUUUGAUCAAAUAAUUUUAAUUUUAUUUUGGUAAGAAUCGCUUUUGUUACAGUUGUCUUUUUCUGUAGUAAAGGCUCUUCAGAAUAUAGUAAGGAUUUUGUAAAUAAUUAAAAAUGUUUGUGACAAAAAAUAAGUUUAUAAAUAUAGAAUUGAUUUGUAAUUUUCCCAUUAAUCCUUAGAAGAUAUUAUGAGUAUUCCAAGGAAAAAAAAUAAUUAACUGUCACCUACCACAGUGCUUCCAUUAAAUUUUUAAUCAAUGUGUAUGCUUUAUUAUUUUUAUAAUCUGUAAAAAAUUUCAAAAGAAUGAGUUUUUUUCCUUGUUCCAAACUCAUGAACUUGUAUGACUAUACUCAAAAAUUCUUUAUAAAAUUGUAAUUAGCUCAUUUCAUUUACAUACUACAUUGAUAUUCUCAGUUGCUUUUUACUUGGUGUAUGCUUUUAUGCAUAUAUGUAGAAAUUUGUUUUACUUAAUAAUUCUUAUAAUAUUUUUAAUUAUUAUUUCAUAUAUAAUGAACAUAAUAACUUAUUUAAAAUGUCUUCAUAUUCCUACAUUAUUUAUUUUCAUCCUAAUUGUUAAUGUAUUUAAUUACUAUUGUUCAAAAACAUUUAUUUUAACUUAUUUAUUAUUUGUCAUUUUUUUAAAAUUUUCACAAUUCAUAAAAUAUGCAUUUUUUUUACGCUCAAGACUUCAAAAGUU
Molecule: messenger RNA, 1825 nt
Organism: Argiope bruennichi
Lineage: Eukaryota; Metazoa; Arthropoda; Arachnida; Araneae; Araneidae
Product: 3'(2'),5'-bisphosphate nucleotidase 1-like
Exons: 8
Coding region: 141-1088 (315 amino acids)
Biological process (GO): phosphatidylinositol phosphate biosynthetic process
Molecular function (GO): 3'(2'),5'-bisphosphate nucleotidase activity
Source: RefSeq, a predicted model, not a curated record